AUGCCCGUGCCUGUAUUUGCCUUAAGAAAAGGAUGUCAUUCUGCUCUGGAGUCUGGAUAUUCUCUCAAUUCCACCGAGUCUGAUGAUCAGGUUGAUACUACUCCUAAUGGACUUGACCGUUGUGCAGCUUUACUGAAGAAAAUCUUACAAAAUGAGGCUACAGACAACAUUGAGAGACUUCUCAACUUACUGAAAUAUGCUAAAGCUUCAGAUAAUUGUUGUUGUUUGGAUGUUCCUGUGGACAGUGGCAAUGAAUGUGUGCCAGAGAUGGGAGGACCUGUGGCUUGCCCAGUAGUUUGUGCUGCUCCUGCUGCUGCUGCACAGAUACAGUCUGCCACUGCUCUUCCUAGUGUGAUCCCUUGUAUAGCAUCAGGUGCAUCAAAUAACUCUGCAGUGCCUGCAUUCAUCCCAUCAUCUUCUGGCAGAGGCAUGACCCCAAACCAUGAGCAACAGGAUUUGAUAAGAUGCCUACAAGCUCACCUGGCCCUCUUACAGUCACAUGAAAUGGUGAACACCAGGACUGAACAGAAGCACUAUCAUCGUUGUGCAGCAAAACAUAAUACUUCAAGUAACAAAAAGAAGAACACUUUUGAAGAAGACAGUGAGGACAUGGUCAGUGAGGAAGAUGACUCGAGUGUACUUGACAUUGCCCCAGAGAGAGAUACAAUUUGUAAGACAGGUUUUGUGAAGAAUGUUGUAAAAUCUAGGAAGGAGAGUCCAGAAGAAACAGCCCAUAAGGUUAAGACUUUAAAAUAUCUCCUGGGAGAGCUCAGAGCACUGGUAACAGAUCAAGAUGAUUCAGAAAUGUUGAGGUUGGUGAGUGAAAUAGAGGACUCCAUAUCACUGCUCCCAGCAGUAGUGGGAAGUAUGAAUGUACAAGCUGAAAUAGCACUGGCUUUGCAGCCUCUCCGAAGGGAAAAUGCCCAGCUGCGUGGGAGACUAAGAAUAUUAAACCAGCAGCUUGGGGAGCAAGAAAGAAAUGAGAAGACAUCUGGACAGAGCUGCAACUAUGAAUUAGUUUCUUUGCAAUCCUUGAAUAUGAUGCUUCAGAGUCAACUGCAAGAAUCACAGAAAGGCCUUGAGUCACUACAAGCUAAAAAUGAAGAACUACUUAAAGUAAUCAAAAGCCAGAAAGAAGAAAAUAAACAUCUUGCAAAAGAUAUUCAAGAUAAAGAAGAAGAAUUGCUUGGAAACAAACAGCAUUAUGACAUUUGUUCCACCAAGCUCAAGAUUGAAGUGGAAGAGGCAUUAUCAAAUGUGAAGAGCCUUCAGUUUAAGUUGGAAGCUUCAGAGAAAGAAAAUAAGAUUUUGGGCAUAACGUUACGUCAGCGGGAUGCAGAAGUUAACAGGCUGCGUGAAUUAACCAGAACCUUGCAGGGCAGUAUGGCCAAGCUCCUGUCUGACCUCACAACAGACAAGAGUAGACACAAACCUGAAAAAAGUCUUUCCAAGUCUCUUUUGGAAGACCAUGAAAAGCAGAUGCAACCUGAUCAGUUUCCUGGGAGUACUUCAGUAAUAACUUACCUUAAAAAAUUAGAAAUGGAUCAUCUUUUGACGGAUACAGAACUUCAGUUCUCAAUUACAAGUGGAGAAUUAGAAGUGCAAAAUCUAGCCCAUGAAAAGUUUGCUGCUGAAGGAGGCAAAAUAAACAGUGCAUUCUCCAAAGGGGUAACAUCAACUCCCAGAGCACUACCAGUGUCUCUGAAGCAAGAUGAAGAAACACUUAGUGAUUCUGGGACUUUACUAGAUGACCAAAACAAGUUGGAUCAGACUGUUUAUAUUCCAUUGACUAGCAGUGCCUCUGAGAAACAGUUGCCAGUCUCUGAAAGAACUGGUGUGCUACCCCAAAGUAAAGGGAAUUCUAAGAUGUUGGACUACCACUGUGAGCUCUCAAACUCUGUGCAGCAGAACAGAUGUGAGAUUGCAAAGGAUCCAACUAUUCUGGAUAAAUCUAGUGCAGGGUGUAGCGUGAAAAAGACCAUGGAAAGCACACUUGAAGUUACAGGGGAUAAAGUGAAGCCAGAAGGAGACAAAGUCCAAAUGAGGCCAAAUGACACUCCAAGUGGAACUGUGAAAGACUUCACAGACAAAGCAGACCAACCCCAGCCUGGUACUUACCAUCGCAUACCAAUGCUAUUUCCAGAAGAGAUUUCUCAGAAGAAAGGCAGUGGAAUAACUGAUUUUAGUUCCAUUUCAUUUGAUGAUAUAUCAGGGAAGUCUGAGUGGAGUGUAUCCUCUUUCUCAACAUUUACUUCUCGAGAUGAAGAGGACUUCAAGAGUGGCUUAGCAGCCUUGGAUGCCAACAUAGCUAGGUUACAAAGAACUCUACAAAAUACCACUACGAAACGAUGA
Chaetura pelagica (chimney swift) is the source of this 2352-nucleotide messenger RNA. RefSeq names its product coiled-coil domain containing 14 (gene CCDC14). Gene Ontology annotation, biological process: protein localization to centrosome. Bases 1 to 2352 code for a protein of 783 amino acids. Lineage: Eukaryota; Metazoa; Chordata; Aves; Apodiformes; Apodidae. Gene Ontology annotation, cellular component: centriolar satellite. The record is from RefSeq and is a predicted model, not a curated record. The transcript has 10 exons.